Messenger RNA from Spinacia oleracea (spinach), 2062 nucleotides. RefSeq names its product WRKY transcription factor 1. The record is from RefSeq and is a predicted model, not a curated record. Bases 395 to 1708 code for a protein of 437 amino acids. The transcript has 6 exons. Gene Ontology annotation, molecular function: sequence-specific DNA binding; DNA-binding transcription factor activity. Lineage: Eukaryota; Viridiplantae; Streptophyta; Magnoliopsida; Caryophyllales; Amaranthaceae. Gene Ontology annotation, biological process: regulation of DNA-templated transcription.
AAUUUCUCUCUCCUCUGAUCAUCACACUUCUCUCGAGGGUUUUGCCUCUGCUUUGACCCUCUCUUCUUCUUCUUUCCCCAAAAAAAACCCAGAAUUUUUCUUCGAUUUUCUCUCCAAAACUUUAAAUUAUUAAUUAAUUCGUCAUCAGCUUAAUCCUCUAAUUAUUGGGUUUCACCGGGUAUCGAAGGGAUGUUAGAACCACUUAACUUAUACUCCGUACUGGGUGGAUGACACAUGAAUCUUACAGAAUAUUUGAUGGGCUGGCUAAAUCGCUUGUAACUUGUAAGCGUCUUAGGAGAAAACUGUCUCAAAGUGGUCAAUUUAGUGGUUGACAGGAGAAUGAAUCCUUAGUUCUGAAUACCUUUGCUGCCACUGCUUCUAUAAUAUUCUCGCAAUGGGUACACAAGAGGAAAAUGCAGUGAUUGUAACUCCUAAAGAUGCUUUGGAGCAGAGACUGAGCCCUGAUUCUACAAUUCAUGCUUCCAGUAUUGAUCGAGAAGGAAAUGCAUCUAUUGUUCCUGAGAAACCGUCGGAAGAUGGAUAUAACUGGAGAAAAUAUGGGCAGAAAAAUGUCAAAGGAAAUGAAUAUAUAAGAAGCUAUUACAAAUGUUCACAUCCAAACUGCCAGGUGAAGAAACAAGUGGAGCGAUCCCUGGAUGGGCGGAUCACAGAUAUCACUUACUUGGGAAAGCAUGAUCACGCUAAACCUCAUUCUGAUCCUCUGGCGACUGUUCCCUCUCUUCUGUCUGUUAAAUUACAGAUACCAGAUUGUCCUCAGCCACCUGUUGAUGAAGACAAACCAUCAGAUGCGCACGCCCUUACAAUAGUUACAACUGAUCAUGUUAAGAAAAUGGAGGUCUGUCGGUAUGCAAUAGUUAAGAUGGCUGAUGAUUCUACACCUGUCUCUCUCACACCAUCAAGUCAAGCAAGGGAUGAUCAUAGUGAAAACUUUACUUUGAAGAGACGGAAGAGAGGCACUGAUGGCGUUGAUAGCUCAACAGAGAAAACCAACCAUGAAUCACGAAUUAUCGUCCAUACAGUUAGUGAAGUUGAUAUCGUCAAUGAUGGGUACAGAUGGCGCAAGUAUGGACAGAAAAUGGUCAAAGGAAACCCAAACCCAAGGAGUUAUUACCGGUGUUCGACAACGGGCUGCCCAGUUAAGAAACACGUUGAAAGGGCAUCCCAUGAUCUUAAAGUAGUUAUCACUACGUACGAGGGUGAACAUGAUCAUAGUAUGCCUCCGAUAAGGACUAUUGUUCCCCAGACUGCUGCAGGUUCUGCAGGCGGAACAGAGUCAAAUGGCAUGAGUAAAUCCAAGUCAGAAGAAAGUGAUGCAGCUCAAGAUGGUGCAAUAAUAGGUAAACCUGAAAAAGGUGAUUCUACAACUAAAGAAGAAGAAAGCAAGUCAGCAAUUGUUGCGAGGACUGAGAAUCCUCUUACCAAAGCAGAGAGAACUGAUCAUAUUCCUCCAACUGCCAAGGAGGAAAUUGGUCAGACUGCCAAACAAGAGAAAGUUUCAACAGUUAACGUUGUUUUGAAGCCGGAAGUUGUACCAACUAAGGAACAAAAACCUGGUGCAAUUAGUGAUAUGAAGCCGGAAGUUGUAUUGAGUGAGGGAAAAAGGGCAGAUACAAUUGUCGAAAGUUCUCGAGCUGAAGCAAAAUCAAAUGGACUACAAAGGCCAAAUGCUGAAGCUGUCAACUGCUGAGUACAUUGUUGUUGCUGGGUGAAGUCACAGUUGAUGGAGGAUUGUUGUAGACGAUGGCAAUUUAUUGACAUAGGAAAUGCUACAAGUGGAGGGAGUACUAUGGAUGUGUUUUAAACAUUGUAAAUAAAUCUAAUUAGACAAAAAUGGGGGCGACCGUAGCCCAAUAGCCUGAGGAGAGUCUAAUUUAAUUAUUGAGAAUAAAAAAAAAGGUGACAGAUUUCCCUUGAAAAUGUCUGAUAGUUGGAAAUGGUAUUUGAUUGUAUUUUAGUGUAUUUUUCUGUAUAUGUACUCAGUUGGUGAAUCUGUAAUUUCCCUAUAGUUUGAUUAUAGGAAUGACCAUGCUUUGGAUUUCCA